AUGUCGAAGCAGCUUUCUGUCGUCUCUGCGGGGGCUUCCGCGGCACUACUGCAGGCGGCCACCGCUAUCGUCAAUAAGGCCACCGCCGGAAAGCUUAGCGCAACAGCUGCCUCGGUGGCGGAAAAGCAUGCUGUGGUGGUGGGGCCGGAGACGCCUGCUGGUGUUCACACGUCAGUAACUACCGCGCCGGCCUCGCCGGACCCGGCGUACGCCGGUGUCAAGACGGUGCUUGUGCGCGCCGUUCUGCCUCGUUCUUCGCCUGAAAAGGUGCAGCUGCGUGACGCGCUUGACGUGUUUCCUUCUGCAGGUAUCAGCAUGGAUGCCGAGGUGCAGGCUGCCACGGAUUCCUUUAAGAAGAGCGCGGAGGUGGCAGUGGCAAAUGCAAGAAGGAUUGGUGUGAAUCGUGUCACCCUUGUGCUGAAGCAGGCAACGAAGUACAAUAAUGUCAACGACCUCUUCAGGAAGGUCUCAACGGAGGCGAUUGAGGCCGCGGGGAUGACAACAGAAGUGCAAAACACAUCUGUUGUUACCAACCAGCUUCUUGUGCACCCCGAGUCCCUUGGCGUGGUGCUUCUGAACGACGUGUCACUCACGGAGAAAAUCGAAUUGGCCUAUGCCGGAGCGAUGGGAGGAGCCAGCCGCACGUAUCAUACAGUUAGCGGUAACAAGGUAUCCGCGGGACACAGCUUCAAAUCGGUGGCGCUGGCGGUGGCGCAGGAACUCCGGGAACUUGGAAUGGGAAGUGAAGCCGAAAAGCUGGAGCUUGCGGCUGCGAAGAAUCCCAGGGCAGUCCUUUCUGGCUUGUAA
Trypanosoma conorhini is the source of this 807-nucleotide messenger RNA. RefSeq lists its product as uncharacterized. The coding region runs from base 1 to 807 and encodes 268 amino acids. The record is from RefSeq and is a predicted model, not a curated record. The transcript has a single exon. Lineage: Eukaryota; Euglenozoa; Kinetoplastea; Trypanosomatida; Trypanosomatidae.